GUGACGUCACGACGCCCGCGCAGCUGCGGUCGCUGCCGUCGCACGAGUCUUUCCUAGUAACCUGGGCAAUAGCUGUGGAUGUUUCUAAGGAUCGUCUUCAGUCAUGGCCUUGGGAGUCUUGGGAUUAAAGUGCUUCCGCAUGGUCCACCCUGCCUUUCGAAAUUACCUUGCUGCCUCAAUCAGACCUGUUUCGGAAGUUACACCGAAGACAGUGCAUGAAAGACAGCAUGGCCAUAGGCAAUACGUGGCCUAUCCAGCUGUACCAGUCCGCCAUUUUGCUACCAAGAAAGCCAAAGCCAAAGGGAAAGGACAAUCCCAAACCAGAGUGAAUAUUAACACUGCCUUGGUUGAGGAUAUAAUCAACUUGGAAGAGGUGAAUGAGGACAUGAAGUCUGUGAUAGAAGCACUCAAGGAUAAUUUCAAUAAGACUCUCAAUAUAAGGAUCUCACCAGGAUCCCUUGACCAGAUUGCUGUGGUAACUGCUGAUGGGAAGCUUGCUUUCAACCAGAUUAGCCAGAUCUCCAUGGGGGCACCACAGUUGAUUUUGGUGAAUAUGGCCAGCUUUCCAGACUGUACAGCUGCAGCUAUCAAGGCUAUAAGAGGAAGUGGAAUGAAUCUGAACCCAGAGGUGGAAGGGACACUAAUUCGGGUACCCAUUCCCCAAGUAACCAGAGAGCACAGAGAAAUGCUGGUGAAACUGGCCAAACAGAACACCAACAAGGCCAGAGUACGGAAGGUUCGCACCAAUGCAAUGAACAAGCCGAAGAAGUCAAAGGAUACAGUCUCGGAGGACACCAUUAGGCUAAUAGAGAAACAGAUCAGCCAAAUGGCUGAUGACACAGUGGCAGAGCUGGAGAGGCAUCUGGCAGUGAAGACCAAAGAACUCCUUGGAUGAAAGUCUACUGGGGGCCAGCAAUACUCCAGAGCCCAGUUUCUGGUGGAUCCCAUGGGUGGCACAUUGGCACCUCUCUCCCUCCUCCAUCCACACAGUAGGCUGUGACCAUGCUGACAGAAGGCUGUCCUUGUGAGGCUCAGUCUUCCAGUGGAACACUCAGACUUGUUCAUUCUCUUCCUCCCUCUGCUCUGGGCCUUCUGGCAUGGGUGGCUCUCAGAAAAGAUUUGCUGCUGGCAAAGGGCCUUUACUCAGGCAUUUGCUUUGACUUGAUGUCGCCAAGGGACUGAGGCCAUUGGCAGACUUCAUCCCACCUGCUCCUCAUCUUAGGAGCCUCCUUUUCAAACAGGCUCUAUUCCCAUUUUAAAACUCUGUUUGGGCUGAUGUUGGCUGUCACCUGUGACUGGGCACUUACUAGAGGCCCAUUUUCACCAAAAAAUAAAAUCUAAAUAAAUCGGAAAGAAUAACAGCCACAAAGGA
This is a messenger RNA of Cebus imitator (Panamanian white-faced capuchin), 1372 nucleotides long. RefSeq names its product ribosome-recycling factor, mitochondrial-like. Gene Ontology annotation, molecular function: ribosomal large subunit binding. Gene Ontology annotation, cellular component: mitochondrion. The record is from RefSeq and is a predicted model, not a curated record. Gene Ontology annotation, biological process: translation. Lineage: Eukaryota; Metazoa; Chordata; Mammalia; Primates; Cebidae.